Enhydra lutris kenyoni (northern sea otter) is the source of this 231-nucleotide messenger RNA. Its product is annotated as NADH dehydrogenase [ubiquinone] 1 alpha subcomplex subunit 5-like. NCBI's taxonomy places the organism in Eukaryota, Metazoa, Chordata, Mammalia, Carnivora, Mustelidae. The transcript has 2 exons. Bases 1 to 231 code for a protein of 76 amino acids. The record is from RefSeq and is a predicted model, not a curated record. Gene Ontology annotation, biological process: respiratory electron transport chain.
AUGGUGGGUUUGCUGAAGACCACUGGCCUUGUGGGAUUGGCUUAUCUAAGUAUAGUUAAAGCAGAACCAGGUAUUAAGAAAUUAGAAGACCGAGUUCGGGGAGGCUACCUAGAAGAGGUGAUUCUUCAGGCUGAAAAUGAACUAGGUCUGGCAAGAAAAGUGAUACAGUGGAAACCAUGGGAGCCUUUAGUGGAAAAGCCUCCUGCCAACCAAUGGAAAUGGACAAUGUAG